UGGAGGGGGGAGGUUUUUGUUGAGGAGAGCACGGCCGGAGAGCAGAGCUCCGGGACCCAGGUGACCGGGAAGGCAGGCAGCCCCAGCUGCGGCGGGAGCAGCCAGCAGCAGCCCAGGCCCGGGGACCGGGGUGGGGGUGGGAGGGGGGCUCAGGGGGAGGACCUGAAGGUGGGGGGCGGCAGGGCAGAAGGACCCCCGGAGCCCUGCCGCCAUCAGAGAUCAAGCCUCUGGCAUCAGGGAUCUUCGGACCCAGCAGAAGGAUCAGCCACCAGGGGAGGUGUCUUCCCCCGGGGAAGCCAACGAGAGCUCCACCUGCCCCACGUCAGGAGUGGGCCCCCUCACUGAUGCUGCUGACUGCCACACCAGGCCCCUAACCGCCUCCCCACCCCAGUCUCCUCCCUACCACCUCCUCAGGCCUGUUCCCCCACUCCCAGCGCUCCUCUGCACCCUCAGGUCUCCCACUCCUACCCGCCACCUCAAGCCCAACGCCCCAGCUGCCACCUUAGCCUUCCAGGUCCUGGCCACACUGACCCCCCUCCCUGGGACACCUGCCCAGUCUCUGGGAGGGGGAUCAUUUGCUUGGGUUAUGCCCCCUGGUGGCAUGACAGUAUCUGCCUAGACCCCUGACCCCUUGGCCCUCUGCUUUUGGGCCUCCUUUGUGUGAAGAACACCCCCUCCGCUCAACAGCGUGCUUGGGGGCCACAGAACAAGCCAGCCCCAGCCAGGCACCCCCUCAUCCCAGCCCUCGCCACACUCCUUGUCAGGCAGUUCCCCCCAGGCCUGCUCCCCUCGGCCCCUCCUCCUGGGCCGCCCCGAUGAAGGAGCCGGAUGCCAUCAAGCUGUUUGUGGGGCAGAUCCCGAGGCAUCUGGAGGAAAAGGACCUGAAGCCCAUCUUCGAACAGUUUGGCAGGAUCUUCGAGCUGACUGUCAUCAAGGACAAGUACACCGGGCUGCACAAGGGAUGUGCCUUCCUGACGUACUGUGCCCGCGAUUCAGCCCUGAAGGCCCAGAGUGCCCUACACGAACAGAAGACACUGCCAGGGAUGAACAGGCCCAUCCAGGUCAAGCCGGCCGACAGCGAGAGUCGAGGAGAAGACCGGAAGCUCUUUGUGGGGAUGCUAGGGAAGCAGCAGACAGAUGAGGAUGUCCGCAAGAUGUUCGAGCCUUUCGGGACCAUAGACGAGUGCACCGUCCUCCGUGGGCCCGACGGUACCAGCAAAGGCUGCGCCUUCGUCAAAUUCCAGACCCAUGCUGAGGCCCAGGCAGCCAUCAACACCCUUCACAGCAGCCGGACCCUGCCGGGUGCCUCCUCUAGCCUGGUGGUGAAGUUCGCCGACACGGAGAAGGAACGUGGUCUCCGCCGGAUGCAGCAGGUGGCCACCCAGCUGGGCAUGUUUAGCCCCAUCGCCCUCCAGUUCGGAGCCUACAGCGCCUACACCCAGGCCCUGAUGCAGCAGCAGGCGGCCCUGGUAGCAGCUCACAGUGCCUACCUCAGCCCCAUGGCCACCAUGGCUGCCGUACAGAUGCAGCACAUGGCUGCCAUCAAUGCCAAUGGACUCAUUGCCACCCCCAUCACCCCGUCCUCAGGAACCAGCACCCCUCCUGCCAUCGCUGCCACGCCCGUUUCUGCCAUCCCUGCUGCCCUGGGCGUCAACGGCUACAGCCCGGUGCCCACCCAGCCCGCUGGGCAGCCUGCCCCUGAUGCUUUGUAUCCCAACGGGGUUCACCCCUACCCAGCCCAGAGCCCCGCAGCACCCGUGGACCCCCUGCAGCAGGCCUAUGCGGGGAUGCAGCACUACACAGCAGCCUACCCAGCAGCCUACAGCCUGGUUGCACCUGCGUUCCCGCAGCCUCCAGCCCUGGUUGCCCAGCAGCCCCCACCACCUCCUCAGCAACAACAGCAGCAGCAGCAGCAACAGCAGCAAAGAGAAGGCCCUGAUGGCUGCAACAUCUUCAUCUACCACCUGCCCCAGGAGUUCACCGACUCUGAGAUCCUCCAGAUGUUUGUACCCUUUGGCCAUGUCAUCUCAGCCAAAGUCUUUGUGGAUCGGGCCACCAAUCAGAGCAAGUGUUUUGGCUUCGUGAGCUUUGACAAUCCAGCCAGUGCCCAGGCCGCCAUCCAGGCCAUGAACGGCUUCCAGAUUGGCAUGAAGCGCCUCAAAGUCCAGCUGAAGCGGCCCAAGGAUGCCAACCGGCCCUACUGAGGGCCCCAGGU
Molecule: messenger RNA, 2215 nt
Organism: Ochotona curzoniae (black-lipped pika)
Lineage: Eukaryota; Metazoa; Chordata; Mammalia; Lagomorpha; Ochotonidae
Gene: CELF3
Product: CUGBP Elav-like family member 3
Exons: 12
Coding region: 816-2204 (462 amino acids)
Biological process (GO): regulation of alternative mRNA splicing, via spliceosome; mRNA splice site recognition
Cellular component (GO): ribonucleoprotein complex; nucleus; cytoplasm
Molecular function (GO): mRNA binding
Source: RefSeq, a predicted model, not a curated record